GGUUCUCACACCAUCCAGGUGAUAUCUGGCUGUGAUGUGGAUUCCAAUGGUCUCCUCCUCCGUGGAUAUGAACAAUUCGCCUACGAUGGUGACAAUUAUAUCUUCCUGAACGAGGACCUCAGGACAUGGACAGCCGCGGACACGGAGGCAGCGCAGAUCACCAGGCAGAAGUUGGAGCAGGCUGAUGAGGCACAGAAAUACAAGGCCUACCUGGAGGGCGAGUGUGUGCAAACGCUCCUCAGAUACCUGGAGAUGGGGAACUCCAGUCUCUGCACAGGUGCGAGGGACCAAGGGCAUCUCCUCACGCUGCCUUAGGGAUGGGGCUUAGUCUUGAGGAAGAAGAGACCUAAUCUGCUGGGGUAAUACCCUAUCUCUUCUUGUGUUUAGUUUUUUUUUAAACUUUAUUACGAAAAGAGUUAAAAGAAAAAGCUACACACCAAAGUUAACCAGGACAUAGUCUAUGCCUCUCAGUAAACGUCUAUACAGUUAGAGUAACCAUUCUGAACCUGUGUAUGGUCACACUGGAUCUUACCCGUUCAAUAUGAAAUAUAUUUUAUGCAUUUAUCCAGCAACAACACAAGAAAGUCCUUGACAGAUUUAAACCUAGAGAUCACUUAUAUUUAUGUCCUGUUUCACACCUCAACUCCAUUACCUGCUUUUAGUUGUGAUUUUAUACUGUACCUGCAUGUGCAUUUGUUUACUAUGUACUUAAGGGCUCAAUAUCAUUUUGAAGAAAAAAUGAGCUCUCUGGGGGGGUUCUUUUUUUGCUUUUUGUUUGUUUGUUUGUUUGUUUGUUUUGGAUUGGGUUUGGCUUUCUGUUGGGUCCACAACCCUACUCCCCCUAGGUUUAAAGGCUUUCCACACCAUGCCAGGUUUUUCCCUCCCCCUCCUCCUCCUCUGCUCCUCCUCCUCCUCUGCUCCUCUGUCUCCUCCUCCUCUGCUCCUCUGCUCCUCCUCCUCCUCUGCUCCUCUUCCUCCUCCUCUUCCUCCUCUAAGAUAACUGUCUGUUCAGUUACCUCACCCAUUUGUGGACUGAAAAAUGUUAGUUCCUUGGUGUUUAGUAUCUGCAGUUCUCUGUAAACUGAGGGCUCUAGUCCCUUGUCUGCAGUCCAGCUGGUACAAGUUUCCUACUAUUGUGGCUUCUGUUCCCUCUGCUGAUUGUGUCCUGGGCUGUGAAGACACUAUAUCUUCAUGCUGAUGCCUGGCCUAAUUAGCUCCUGUGCUAUUGCCCUGUUAUGAGGUUCUUGUCUACCCCGGAACCAGGAAGAGUUUCCCCUAGGUUGUCUUCUUGAAGUUUGGGUGUUUCAAGGUUUGAACUUUUUUAGUCCAGCUUUGUGGAAGGCAAUAGAUGGCACAAGCCUUUAAGGCCAGCACCUAGGAGGCAGAGGCAGGUGGCUCUCUAUGACCUUGAGGCAUGAGCUCGAGGCCAGCCUGGUCUACUGAGUUCCAGGCCAGCCAGAGUUACCUAGUGAAACACUGUUUCAAAACAGAAAGGAAGGAAGGAGAGAAAAGAAAGAAAAGAACAAGUAAAACAAAGGAAGGAAGAAAAGAAAGGUGAGACUGGAAGUUCUUCUUCUGAGGUAGAAACCCAGUAUGCAGCAUUGUAUUUUCCCCAAGUGUGUGUUGUCCAUGCUGUGUCUAAAUUAAGUGUGCAUAGUUUCUCAGUUUAUUUCUGGGAACUCUAUUCUAUCCAUUUAACUUUCCCUAUUUCAUUCCAGUUUCAGGUGUAGUGGGCAUUCCAUCCUCUCUGACUUGAGCUCAGGAAGGAGACUGACCUCUUACAGGGAACACAAUGGGGAGUUGAAAGACAAAGAGCACCCUGGGCUGGCCUGGGACUGUGUGUUGCUGACUGGCCGGCUCAGCUCAAACUGGAGGAAUGAGCCCAGUGGGAAGCAGCUCAGAAUCUGUGGAACUGGGUGUAGUGCUCUGCAGUUGGACCUGGGGCAGGCAGUUUCCUCCUAACAGCACCCAGCAGGGGCCAGGGCAGGGUCUCAGGUGCACACAGAAAGGAAGAGGGCUGGAAUGGACUCACAGUUUGGUGAGGCCCAGUUGGGCUGGCUGUCGGGCAAGGUGACAACUGUGAGUCUGGUUGCAAGCAGUCCCUUGACUGCAGCUAACCACUGGCCUCCCUUGGUGCUCAAGAGGUUGCCAGGAGUCUGGGCCUGGGCAGGCAGGGGAUCUGCCUCCUGGGUAUCCGAGCUGGGAAAGCUUGGGGUUCAGUGAAAGCUCGCCAACAGCUGCAGAGGCUGAAGGCAGAUGCCCUGUGGGUGCCAAAUGUAAGGAGUUUAAGGGGGGUAUUUAGGAUUUAUUAGAAUACACUCACAAAUACACAACAAGGUACCUAGCUGCCAUGGUCUUCUGUUUUGCCCUGGGGGUGAAUGGAUCUAUAACAGUCCAAUCUCUGACACCACAGAGAGAGCUCCUCUAUCUCCAGAUAGCCCAAGGUCUUGGGAGGAGCAAAUGCACACUAGAUACAUGCAGGCUGUCCUGUCACUAUAACUCUGCAUUAUAGUUGAGGUUAGGAGUGUAAAACCUCCAGCAUUGCUCUUAAUCCUUCAGAUUGUUUGAUUUUCGUGGUCUUUUGUGAUCCCAUGUGAUUUCCUGUUUUUUUUCUAAAUGUGAACUACAUCAAAAUUUUGAUAGUGUUAUACUAUCAAAAUAUUGGGUAGUAUGACCAUUGUCACAAUGUCAACUCUGCCAGUGCAGGAGCUUGGAUUGUCUUUCCAUCUUCUGACAUUGUCUCUAUGAUUUUCUGUGUCAGAUCUUAAAGUUUUCAUUGCAGAGUUCUUCCAUUUCUUUGAUUA
Messenger RNA from Mesocricetus auratus (golden hamster), 2804 nucleotides. Its product is annotated as H-2 class I histocompatibility antigen, K-B alpha chain-like. Gene Ontology annotation, biological process: antigen processing and presentation of endogenous peptide antigen via MHC class I via ER pathway, TAP-independent; immune response; positive regulation of T cell mediated cytotoxicity. The record is from RefSeq and is a predicted model, not a curated record. Gene Ontology annotation, molecular function: peptide antigen binding; signaling receptor binding. Lineage: Eukaryota; Metazoa; Chordata; Mammalia; Rodentia; Cricetidae. Gene Ontology annotation, cellular component: external side of plasma membrane.